Miscanthus lutarioriparius is the source of this 2694-nucleotide messenger RNA. The record is from the annotation of a GenBank genome assembly. Lineage: Eukaryota; Viridiplantae; Streptophyta; Magnoliopsida; Poales; Poaceae.
AUGCUCAAUAACAUGCCGACACGGACCCCUACUCUUGUUGGCUUUCAAGGGCUGCGGCAGACAAACUUUUUGGACACCAGGUCCGUGAUAAAGCGUGACUUUGCAUCUACUGUAGCAAGUCAGAUGUCGCGGCCACGGGGUUCAGCAUCAAGAGGGGUGGUCCGGGUCAUGUUCGAACGAUACACUGAGAAGGCCAUCAAGGUAAUUAUGCUUGCGCAGGUGGAGGCCAGACGUCUUGGCCACAAUUUCGUUGGGACAGAGCAGAUGUUACUAGGGCUUAUUAGUGAGGGGACUGGGAUUGCAGCAAAGGUUUUGAAAUCUGUGGGAAUUAAUCUUAGGGAUGCCCGAGUGGAAGUUGAGAAGAUUAUUGGACGAGGUAGUGCUGGGUCCGUGGCUCCUGACAUCCCAUUCACACCCCGUGCCAAGCGUGUAUUGGAACUGACAGCUGAAGAAGCUCGCCAGCUAGGGCACAACUAUAUAGGAUCUGAGCACUUGCUCCUGGGCCUACUUCGUGAGGGUCAAGGUGUGGCAGCCUGUGUGCUUGAAAUCCUUGGUGCUGAUCCAAAUAACAUUCGUACCCAGGUCAUAAGAAUGGUUGGUGAGAGCACAGAAGCUGUUGGUGCUGGUGUUGGAGGAGGAAGCAGUGGCCAGAAGAUGCCAACACUUGAAGAAUAUGGUACUAAUUUGACAAAAUUGGCAGAAGAGGGAAAACUCGACCCAGUUGUUGGCAGACAGGACCAGAUUGAACGUGUAACCCAAAUUUUGGGCAGGCGAACGAAAAACAACCCCUGCCUAAUCGGAGAGCCUGGUGUUGGCAAGACUGCUGUUGCAGAGGGGCUUGCACAGCGUAUCACCAAUGGGGAUGUUCCAGAAACGAUUGAAGGAAAGAAGGUUAUUACUCUUGACAUGGGGCUCCUUGUGGCUGGUACCAAGUACCGUGGAGAGUUCGAAGAAAGAUUGAAGAAGCUUAUGGAAGAAAUCAAGCAAAAUGAAGAUAUUAUUCUCUUUAUUGAUGAAGUGCACACACUGAUUGGAGCUGGUGCAGCUGAAGGUGCAAUUGAUGCUGCUAACAUCUUGAAACCAGCUCUUGCUAGAGGUGAACUGCAGUGUAUUGGUGCCACAACUCUGGAUGAGUAUAGGAAGCACAUUGAGAAAGAUCCUGCAUUGGAGAGAAGAUUCCAGCCAGUUAAAGUUCCAGAGCCAACUGUUGAUGAAACCAUACAGAUCUUAAGAGGACUUCAUGAGAGAUAUGAACUCCAUCAUAAGCUGCGAUACACAGAUGAAGCUCUAGUUGCUGCAGCACAGUUGUCCUAUCAAUAUAUCAGUGACCGCUUCCUGCCUGAUAAAGCUAUUGACUUGAUUGAUGAAGCUGGAUCCCGUGUUAGGCUGAGGCAUGCGCAGCUGCCUGAUGAAGCCAAAGAGCUGGACAAAGAGCUCAGGCAGAUAACCAAGCAGAAGAAUGAGGCUGUACAUGGCCAAGAUUUCGAGAAGGCAGGGGAAUUAAGGGACCGUGAAAUGGAGCUUAAAGCCCAAAUUACUGCUAUUAUUGACAAGAGUAAGGAAAUGAUUAAAGCAGAGACUGAAUCUGGUGAAGUUGGUCCUCUUGUUACAGAGGCAGACAUUCAACAUAUUGUCUCCUCUUGGACUGGAAUACCAGUGGAGAAAGUCUCAUCUGACGAGUCUGACCGUCUCCUUAAGAUGGAAGAAACACUGCAUACACGUAUCAUUGGCCAGGAUGAAGCCGUCAAAGCCAUUAGCCGUGCUAUCCGCCGUGCUCGUGUUGGCCUCAAGAAUCCAAAUCGACCAAUUGCUAGCUUCAUAUUCUCUGGACCAACUGGUGUUGGCAAGUCAGAAUUAACAAAGGCUCUAGCAGCCUACUACUUUGGCUCAGAGGAAUCCAUGAUCAGGCUUGACAUGAGUGAGUUCAUGGAGAGACAUACUGUCUCCAAGCUCAUCGGGUCACCUCCAGGUUAUGUUGGCUACACUGAGGGUGGCCAACUUACUGAAGCUGUUCGUCGCCGUCCAUACACGGUUGUUCUCUUUGAUGAGAUUGAGAAGGCACAUCCAGAUGUAUUCAAUAUGAUGCUUCAGAUCUUGGAAGACGGCAGACUAACUGACAGUAAGGGGAGGACAGUUGAUUUCAAGAACACCCUGCUGAUUAUGACAUCGAAUGUUGGAAGCAGUGUCAUCGAGAAAGGAGGCCACAAGAUUGGGUUUGACCUUGAUUAUGACGAGAAGGACACAAGCUACAACAGGAUCAAGAGCCUAGUGACUGAAGAGUUAAAGCAGUACUUCCGGCCAGAAUUCCUUAACAGAUUGGAUGAGAUGAUUGUGUUCCGGCAACUGACAAAGUUGGAGGUGAAGGAGAUUGGUGAUAUUAUGCUGAAAGAAGUAUUUGACAGGCUCAAGGUGAAGGGCAUUGAUCUCCAGGUCACGGAGAGGUUCUGUGAUAGGGUUGUUGAUGAAGGUUACAACCCGAGCUAUGGUGCCAGGCCUCUGCGGCGUGCUAUCAUGAGGCUCUUGGAAGAUAGUCUGGCGGAGAAGAUGCUGGCUGGUGAGGUGAAAGAAGGUGACUCUGCCAUUGUUGAUGUGGAUUCAGAAGGCAAGGUAGUAGUCCUGAAAGGUGGUAGCGGUGUUGCUGAGCCACUCGAACCUGCUCUCAGUGUAGGUGAGCCUGAACUAAUCGGCCUGUGA